AUGAGAAUCAGCAACUUGGUUAUCGCGGCCUCCGCCGCCGGCAUGGUCAACGCUCUCCCCAAGCGUGAGAUCAAGAAGCGUUCUUCUGGAUUCACCUUCUUCGGUGUCAGCGAGUCUGGUGCUGAGUUUGGUUCUGGCGUUGGUACUCUGGGAACCACCUACACCUGGCCCACGACCAGCCAGAUCCAGAUCCUGAGAGAUGCGGGCAUGAACCUGUUCCGUAUCCCCUUCCUGAUGGAGCGUCUCACCCCCGACAGCAUCACUGGCUCGUUUGCUUCUACCUACCUGAGCGACCUCAAGUCGACCGUCAAGUUCGUCACCGACAGCGGAGCUUACGCCGUUCUCGACCCCCACAACUACGGAAGAUACGACGGAUCCAUCAUCACCUCCACCUCUGACUUCCAGACCUGGUGGAAGAACGUCGCUGCCGAGUUUGCCGACAACGAGAAGGUCAUCUUCGAUACCAACAACGAAUACCAUGAUAUGGAGCAGUCCUUGGUUCUGAGCCUCAACCAGGCCGCUAUCGACGGUAUCCGUGCCGCAGGCGCCACCUCCCAGUACAUCUUCGUUGAGGGUAACAGCUACUCUGGUGCCUGGACCUGGACCGAGUACAACGAUGACCUGUCCGGCCUGACCGAUACUGAGGACAAGAUCAUCUACGAGAUGCACCAGUACCUCGACUCCGAUGCCUCGGGUACCUCGGAGACUUGUGUCAGUUCCACCAUCGGUAAGGAGCGUCUUGAGAGCGCCACCGAGUGGCUCCAGACCAACAGCAAGAAGGGUAUCAUCGGAGAAUUCGCUGGUGCUGUCAACACCGUCUGUGAGGAGGCUGUUGAGGGCAUGCUUUCUUACAUGUCCGAGAACAGCGAUGUCUGGGUGGGUGCCUCUUGGUGGUCUGCCGGUCCCUGGUGGGGAUCCUACAUGUACAGCAUUGAGCCCUCUGAUGGCCCGGCCUACUCGACCUACCUUCCCAUCCUGGAGAAGUACUUCCCCGAUGGUAACUCGACCACUGCUUCCAGCUCCGCUGCUGCAUCAGUCGCUUCUGCCACCUCUGCCGUUGAGCAGACCACCACCGCUGCUCCCCACCCCGAGGUCUCGACCACCUCCGCCGUCUCCGUUGCUGCUGCCGCCCCUUCUAGCAGCUCUGCCGCCACCACUUUUGCUACCUCCACCAAGUCUAAGUCCCCCUGCAGAUUGCACAGCACCAGCGCUGCUGCUUCCGCUUCCGCUUCCGCCCCCGCCUCCGCCACCAGCAUCGUUGUUGUGAGCCAGCCCACCACCACUGUCGUCGCCGUCCAGCAGUCCACCACUGCCGUCGCCGUUCAACAGUCCACCACUGCCGUUGUCGUCGAGCAGCCCACCACCACUGCUGCUGCCGUCGCUGCCACCACCCCUGUUGUCACCCCCAGCCCCGUCACCUCCAGCGUGGUUGCUGCCAGCGGCAGCGCCGGUGUCAGCGACCCCCAGGGUGCUGAGGCCACCAACUCUGCUGGUCAGGUCAAGCAGUACUACCAGUGCGGUGGAAUCAACUGGACCGGACCCACUGAGUGCGAGAGCCCCUACACUUGCGUCGAGCAGAACGCCUACUACUACCAGUGCGUUGCCUCGAACUAG
Molecule: messenger RNA, 1614 nt
Organism: Aspergillus saccharolyticus JOP 1030-1
Lineage: Eukaryota; Fungi; Ascomycota; Eurotiomycetes; Eurotiales; Aspergillaceae
Gene: egl3
Product: putative extracellular endoglucanase/cellulase
Exons: 4
Coding region: 1-1614 (537 amino acids)
Biological process (GO): glucan catabolic process
Cellular component (GO): extracellular region
Molecular function (GO): cellulose binding; hydrolase activity, hydrolyzing O-glycosyl compounds
Source: RefSeq, a predicted model, not a curated record